Molecule: messenger RNA, 3401 nt
Organism: Microstroma glucosiphilum
Lineage: Eukaryota; Fungi; Basidiomycota; Exobasidiomycetes; Microstromatales; Microstromataceae
Product: mitochondrial carrier
Exons: 3
Coding region: 242-3031 (929 amino acids)
Biological process (GO): transmembrane transport
Molecular function (GO): calcium ion binding; ATP transmembrane transporter activity
Source: RefSeq, a predicted model, not a curated record
CAGGACCAUCACCUUCUCCUUCAUCACAGCCUCAUCAUAAGAUUACAGGCACAACAUCCUCUAAAUACGACGAUCAUUGGCCUCUCCUCACCACGCUUGCUCGCACACGCGCAACACUUCGACUCUUGGUACCCCCCUUUGGCUCACCGCCUCGCCCCGACUGCAGUCGAACGUGCCCACCCUCCUCUUCUCCACCACAGCGUGACAGCUGAGAGUCGCUGCCACGGCUCACACAGCAGCAAUGGCCACUUCCAGCGCCAGCGCAGCCCCUUCAUCAUCAGAAGCAUCACAAGCACGCCCACCGCUGCCUAGCGAUGGUCAGGCAGCUCAACCGCCCUUGUCGGACCCCUCGCUCCAGAACUUGAAGAGAACGCGGACACUGUACAACACCUUUCUCUCCCCCUCGGGCUCCACCUCCUUCUUCACCGGCUCUUGGUUCGAGAGCAGACCAAUCAGAAAUGAUUCUUCCUCCAGCAGCAAGUCGUCCCUUUUCCACCCCUCGUCAUCUUCGUCGUCAUCUACCUCCUCGGACUCCGACUCUGCCGAGAGCUCAUACAAGAAUUUCCCCAGGAGAUCCACCUACGAGCAAUAUCGUUCUCAGGAGCCUCCACAGGCUCGUCUGAUACGACUUCGAGGUCUCUUUGAUGUCCUGAUGGACAACCAGAGGGACGCUUUGGCCGACGGAAGAGCAAAGGAGGCAUGGACUGCCACAGCGAGGAGCGCCAGAUACGGAGCAGGAGGCAGUCUCGCAAGAGGCACCUGGGCAGCAAAGGAGGCUGCAGACAAGGAACGGACACGCAAUCGCAAUUUGAGCGAAAAGGAGCGGCGACUGGAUGCAGACAAGACUGAUCCAGCCCUGGCAACGACUACGACGACUGCUUCGCCAGAAGCAGUCAAGGAGCCAGCAGUGCCCUCCCCGCCUUCACAAGGUUAUGCCAAGGAGCUGCUAGCUCAAUGUCGACAAUGUAGACAGGAGCUAGAGGAAGAGAGAGAGAAGAGAAGACGGAAACAUUCUGAUCGCGACUCUGAAGAAUCUUCUUCAUCAGGUUUCUGGAGCAACAUCUGGGGCAGUUCUUCAUCCCAAUCAGAAGCGGUGCUACAAGAACAUUCCGGAGACGCCAAUGCGCUGCUGUCACUCUGGUACUCAAUGGUUGGCCCUCCCGCCGGUCAAGAGGAUCAGCGUCCUCUCGAAGCAGACUACGAUGGCGAGUCCGGCUACACUGGCUCUCAAGUCUGGGGUCUCAGCUCGGUCAAGGGUAGCUCGAGAGACCGGGAGCGGCAAAGCUCGCGGAGAGAGGAGGCACAAGCAAAGUCUCCCAACAGCGAGACUGAGAAAGAAGAAGAAUUAGAUGAAGACGGCCACUAUGCCCGUGCGCUCAUGAUCGAAUGGGAGGGUUUCUUGAAAUAUGCCGAGACCAAGGAGCGAGAACUCUACAAGAUCUUCUGCGAGCUAGAUCGCAACGGAGAUAUGCGCUUAGAUGCUGCCGAAGUGCGGCAGUCACUCAAUAGAGCGGGCAUCGACCUUCCUCCUGCUUCACUCGAGGACUUCAUCGCCUCUCUCUCCAGCUCCACACGUACAUCCAACCCGCACGAGCAUUGGACCUUGCCGGACACGCAGAAUGCCUACAUUUCUUGGCCCGAGUUCAGAGACUAUCUCUUGCUCCUCCCGAGGCGCACAACGGUGACAGAGAUCUUCCGCUUCUACCAGGUGCGGAAGGCUUAUGGCCUCUUUGGAGUGGGCGGCGUCUUCUCAGACUUUGGCAACAAUUGGGGCAAGACGCAUAGGCACGGAGCCACGACUGUCACAUCCGAUGGCGACGUGAGCCUGGCUGGAGAGGAGAAGAAGAGGAGCGAGACUGGCAGCAAGUCUGCCUCUUCCGAAGAGAGAAGGACUGGUAGCGGCUCGAUAUCAGACUCGAAGGUGUCCUCAGACGACAAGAGCAAAGAUGCCGGCUCUUCCUCGGCUCAUGAUGGUGCUGAUGGUCAUCACGGUGACGAAGAAGAAGAGGAGGAGGACAAUGACAUGAUUCACUCGGAUGUUGCGCUCAAGUUCCUUCUGGCAGGAGGUAUUGCGGGAGCAAUCUCCCGAACGGCAACCGCGCCCUUUGACCGACUGAAGGUCUAUCUCAUCACCGCGUCUAGGUCAGAAGAUACAGCCACAGCGGGGGCUCUCAAGUCUGUCAAGCAGGGUCAGACUGUAGCUGCCAAGGACGCGACCAAAGUGGCUGCUAAAGGAAUGGGCGUUAUCGGGUCCGCCGUGACGACGCUGUAUCGUGAAGGUGGUGGUCUGAAGGCGUUCUGGCUGGGCAAUGGCUUGAACUGCAUCAAGAUCUUCCCCGAGUCGGCCAUCAAGUUCCUGUCCUACGAAAUGUCCAAGAGGGCCUUUGCCAAGUACGUCGAUGGCGUUUCCGACUCUCGAGACAUCAGCGGGACAUCGCGCUUCAUCUCGGGAGGAAUCGGAGGUAUCAGUUCACAGCUGGCCAUCUACCCGGUUGAGACGUUGAAGACGCGUUUGAUGUCCUCGCAAGGAUCCAAGGCUCCCAUCAGUCCCAAGACUGGCCAGAGGAUGGUCGGGGAGGAGCUUCUCAAGGCCACCGCUCGCGACAUGUGGAAGGCUGGGCCCUGGAAGACGUACUACCGAGGUCUGACACUUGGGCUGGUGGGCGUCUUCCCUUAUUCGGCAAUCGAUAUGAGCACGUUUGAAGGUAUCAAGCUUGCUUACAUUAGCUGGUCUGGCAAGGAGGAGCCGGGUACAUUGGCCCUGCUGGCCUUUGGAAGUAUCAGUGGAAGCAUUGGAGCUACCACCGUCUACCCUCUCAACCUCAUCCGUACUCGUCUGCAAGCAGCAGGCACCCCCGCUCACCCACAAGUCUACACGGGUUUCCUCGACGCCUGGAAGCGCACCUAUGUCCGGGAAGGCUUUGUUGGAUUCUACAGAGGACUCAUCCCUACGCUGGCAAAGGUAGUGCCGGCAGUGAGCAUCUCGUACGUCUGCUAUGAGAACUCAAAGAAGAGAUUGGGCGUCGCGUGAGCGGCGGGGAAGAGGGGCAGUACGAGUGCGAGUACGAGCGUGAGGGGUAAACAGACAACAGCAGAGGGCACAUAGAAAAGAAGAAAAGGCGCAGGGUCGACAUCAUAAUCUAUCCCGCAACACCUUCUUUGCAUCCCCACUUCUUCUACUUGCUCUCUUCCUUUUCCCUUCUUUUUGGACUUCAAGUCACCUCACACCAAGAUGGCUUCAUCCCCUGCACACACACAAUCUCAUAUCGCAUUACAUUCCGGCAUGCAAUGCAUUGACUUACAUCGGAUGAUCUUGACACCGGAACUGCGUGUGACACGACUGAUCCUGCAACGGACACUUUGCAGAACACAUCUUGCUCUUCCUGGCAAAAAGAGGCGCU